This is a messenger RNA of Bemisia tabaci, 2046 nucleotides long. RefSeq names its product transaldolase (gene Taldo). Gene Ontology annotation, molecular function: transaldolase activity. NCBI's taxonomy places the organism in Eukaryota, Metazoa, Arthropoda, Insecta, Hemiptera, Aleyrodidae. Gene Ontology annotation, cellular component: intracellular anatomical structure; cytoplasm. The record is from RefSeq and is a predicted model, not a curated record. Gene Ontology annotation, biological process: carbohydrate metabolic process; pentose-phosphate shunt, non-oxidative branch; pentose-phosphate shunt.
GGAAAGUUCCGUUAUCUCUUGGUACUGGUGGUUAUCAGUCCUUGUCGGUGUAAUUAAUUGCAUUCUUUCCGAUAAUUCGUGUUUGUCAUUUGAGUAAUCUCGCAAAACUAUCAGUAUGUCAGAACCAGUGUGCAAGAAACCCAAAAUGCCGUCCACGCUAGCUCAACUUAAGGAAUUCACCACUGUGGUGGCCGAUACUGGCGACUUCGAAGCCAUGAAGAAAUACAAACCCACGGAUGCAACUACAAAUCCGUCUCUAAUUCUUAUGGCAGCAUCCAUGCCACAGUACAAAAAUAUCAUCGAUAAAGCUGUAGAAUAUGGAAAGAAGAAUGGCUCAACUCCCAGUGAACAAGCAGAGGCUGCCCUUGACAGACUAGUCGUCUUGUUCGGACUUGAAAUCUUGAACAUCAUUCCCGGUCGAGUUUCCACUGAAGUCGAUGCCAGGUUAUCCUUCGACAAAGAUGCCAGUGUUGCCAAAGCGCUGAAAUACAUAAAAAUGUACGAAGAAGCAGGAAUUAAGAAAGACCGAAUCCUAAUCAAACUGGCCUCAACAUGGGAAGGAAUCCAAGCAGCAAAAACCCUAGAGACACAGCACGGAGUUCAUUGCAACCUGACUCUCUUAUUUUCAUUUGCCCAAGCUGUUGCCUGUGCAGAAGCUGGCGUAACCCUCAUUUCCCCAUUUGUUGGCCGAAUUUUGGACUGGUAUGUGGCCAAUACAAACCAGAAAACAUAUGAACCACAUGAGGACCCAGGAGUACAGUCGGUAACUAAAAUCUACAGUUACUACAAGAAAUUUGGCUACAAAACAGUCGUCAUGGGAGCCUCUUUCCGAAACACUGGAGAAAUCAAAGCGUUGGCUGGUUGCGAUUUACUAACCAUCAGCCCAGGGCUUCUCGAAGAGCUGGACAAGAGCACAGAACCUUUGGUGGAAAGCUUAACGGAGAAAUCUGCUAAGAAAACUGACCUAGAGAAGGUGUCCUACAACGAAGCGCAGUUUCGCUGGGAGUUGAAUGAAGAUAAAAUGGCAACCGACAAACUGUCUGAGGGUAUUCGCAAGUUUGCUGAUGAUGCCCGUAAACUUAAGAAGAUCCUGCAAGAUGCUAUCUCCAAGAAGUAGGAUGUGUAAUAUACAUCAUCCUAUCCGUGCCUUCAAGAUUCGCCCAGAAAAACAAAAAUGUCUUCUCACUUGAAAAGUUUUCUUCCGUGUUCAUGUAUUCUGACUGAAAUCAUUUUUCUUUGAGCAAACUUAAGUAUCUCUGUUUCAGUUAUUAAUUUCAAUCUCUAGAUAACGAAAACUUAAUUUCUCACACUCACAUCUUCUCAGAGUGACUGGCUACUUUUUUUAUCGAGCCCUCACUAUUUUUACUAAUUCUCGUCUUCCCAUAAUGUUGCGUGGAAAAGUUUUAUGAUGAAGAGAUUUUUAAACAGAGAGUAUGUUCAAUCAAACAUUAUCUGGUGAAAUGAUGUCCCCUUUUUUCUCAAAAAGGUGGCUUUUUAUUUUAAUUUAAGUUUUGUAAUAAUCAUUGGAAACAACUCAUAGUUUAUAUUUUUUGCUAAUCUUGCCGAAGUGGCUCGAUAAAUGUUACCCAGUUUUUUGUGAUUGCUUUUUCUUACUAUUAAGAUAUUUUCUACUUAAUAUUGCAGCUAUACAAUUGUGUCUUUGAAAGUGCAUUUCGAUAACUGCAUUCUAAAUUAUCAAAAUUAUUCCUUCUAUCCUGUAAAGUUGCUAGAAGGAAUUAGGUGACAAUGACAGGUCCUUGAGUGCAUUUUAUUUUAAAGCUAGGUCUCAGAUUCUGCAGCAUUUAAUUCUUUUUUAUAAAAACAUGUGAUAGGAAACAUUCCCUUUUUCCCAGUGCCAGUAAGUCUAGUGAACAUAAAAUAAUAAAUAAAUUUUAAGAUUUUUUAAUUCCUUGAGAAUAAUUUAAAGUCUAUUUUAUGCUGUUACUUAAAUUUUUAAUUUUUUUGACUAUCUAUAGUAAAUGUCAUUUUAAAGUUGUGGUUGUCUAUUUUUGGGAUGGAAGAAAAUAAAGUCAAGUUAGCUGUUUA